Molecule: messenger RNA, 1909 nt
Organism: Poecile atricapillus (Black-capped chickadee)
Lineage: Eukaryota; Metazoa; Chordata; Aves; Passeriformes; Paridae
Gene: BCAP29
Product: B cell receptor associated protein 29
Exons: 8
Coding region: 248-979 (243 amino acids)
Biological process (GO): intracellular protein transport; endoplasmic reticulum to Golgi vesicle-mediated transport
Cellular component (GO): endoplasmic reticulum membrane; endoplasmic reticulum
Source: RefSeq, a predicted model, not a curated record
CUCUGCGGCGGGGCCGGGCGGGCCCGGACUCUGCCUCCCUCCCCCGCCCGCACCUUUCCCCGACCGGGCCGCCGCCAGCUCCGCACCGCCCCCGCCGUGUCACUCAGCCCCAUCCCGGCCCACACCCCCGGGCAGGGCGGAGGCAGCACCCUGUUCGCACAGACACCCCGUUUCCCCGCCCGGCCCGCCCUGUGCCGGCGAGAGAGACCGGCCCGCUCUUUCGCAGCCCCGGCCGGCCGCCGGGACGAUGACUUUCCAAUGGACGGCAGUGGCUGCCUUCCUGUACGGCGAAAUCGCAAUAAUUCUCGUGCUCUGCCUGCCGUUCAUUUCUCCGCUGAGAUGGCAGAAGAUUUUUAUGUUUCCUCUAUGGAGCAAAAUGGCAGUAUUUUGGAACAAGAUGUUCCUUACAAUAAUAGUUCUGUUGAUCGUCUUGUUUCUUGAUGCUAUUAGAGAAGUCAGGAAAUACUCAUCUGUUCAUGUGAAUGAAAAGGCUGCAAAUGUCAACAGCAGUGCCUUUGAUCAUAUUCAGAUGAAACUCUUUCGGUCGCAAAGAAACCUGUAUCUCUCAGGUUUUUCCUUAUUUCUUUGGCUUGUAUUGAGACGUACUGUUACCCUUCUUACUCAGUUGGCAAAAGAGAUGGCAUCUCAUGCAGCUCUGGAAACACAAGUAAAUGAUGCUACUGAAGCAGCCAAAAAAUACAUGGCCGAGAACGAAAGGCUGCAAGAGGCCUUGAGUGGAAAAGGAGAUGGUAAAAAGAAAGAGUCAACAGAUGCAACUGAGGAAAAGUUGAAGGAGGAAGUUGAACAUUUGAAAGCAGAGCUACAGAAGACAUCAAGUGCUUUCCAUAAGGCAAAAACUGAAGUGGCUACAGUUAAAAAGCAGUCUGAGGGCCUUAGAAGAGAAUAUGAUCAUCUGAUGAAAGAAUUUGAACAGCUUCAGCAAAGUUUAAAUAAAGCAGAAGAUAAGAAAGAUCUGUAAGUGCAUCUAAGAUGGAUGGCAUCGCUACAGUUGCUUGAAUGAGAAAAGUCUUGUGCUGUUGAUGUUCCUGAUCCAUACCUGAAACAAAACUUGAUUUUUCUGAAAAGCACAUGCAUUGCAGGUCACUAUUCAGAUUCCUCUAAUAAAUCAGUUGCCAAAAUGUUCUGCGUUGCAAAUAAAAUGCUAAGUGGCUUACUGGAUUUACCAUGGAGUUUGUCACUGCUCUUGUGAGGAGAAACUCAAAAAUCUUUGAAUUCCACCUGGAGCAACCUGUUUUCCAAGUUUAUUCUUCCCAUGAUGGUAGCAGAUCACCAUUGCUUGUUGCAUUUGAGUGAGGUUCUAUAUCACACUAGAUCAUAAAAACAAUUACUUAAACCUCAUUUGCAGCACAUGUUUGGAGUGUUAAAAGCUCAGUUCCCAGUGGGUUGAAGAAGGCUGAAAGCUUUUUAUCAGUGGAAAACUGAAUGACAAUCAGACUAAGGAAAAUAAAUGUUGCAUUUCUAAAUGCAGUGCAAUUCCAAAUGCAAUCCACCUCACUAGCUUGUGAUAUUCACUUUAGCCACAUGGAUUUGAGUGUAUUUUAACAAACAAUAUUUUGCAUGCCUCUGGUUUAUUUUUCUUUAAUAUAUUGGGAUAUUUCAGUUUUGGGUUGGCUGGUAUUAGCAGUCUUUAUUUUUACACUGUUUACAUUGGUUUACUCCUUAUGUACUACUUAACUUCUUUUGCCUCGCUAAGUAAAAAAUCUUCUUAAAUGUAGAUAGUUUGUUUUGUUUUGUUUUCAUGGAUACAAUACCUCAAAUAAAUGUGCACUGUUUUGCAUAAGACCUUUUUGGUAUUCAGAAAGUUGUUUUGAGUUAAUUUGUUAGUUGAUUCCAGUUUAUAUUUGAAAGUUUGAUAUGUUUGUUAUAUUAAAGGGAUUGUUUAAGUUCA